Cetraspora pellucida is the source of this 504-nucleotide messenger RNA. The record is from the annotation of a GenBank genome assembly. Lineage: Eukaryota; Fungi; Glomeromycota; Glomeromycetes; Diversisporales; Gigasporaceae.
AUGGCAGAAUACAGUCCUGACGACAUAUUGGCCUUGAUUUUUAGUUUCAUAUUUCCUCCAAUUGGAGUGGCUAUUAAACGGGGAUGGUAUUUUCCAGGAAUAAUCCACGCGAUUUACAUAAUUUACAAAUAUCGUAACGAACCAACUAGCUCUGAAAAUCCGGCACGUACGUAUCCACCUCCACCUUCGGUCGCCAUUCCAAUUAAUGAUGAUCAUACGACAACCACUACAACUACACGACAAAUUGAUAAAUCUUCGUACAAAACUCCGGAAAACACUCAAAACUCAUUAACGGAAUUUCCACCAUCGUCGACAUCUCCUGAACCUUCACCCGAAAAAAUACAAGAAAAUAUACCAAAAUCUGAGUUACCAUCACCACAUUAUGGAACUCAUACUCUGGAAGAUACGGAUCCAAACCGAUAUAAGAAAAACAGUCAAAAUGAAUCAGGUGGAAUGGCGGAAAUGGUUGGUAAUGAUAAUGUUUUGGGCAGGAAAAAAGAAUAG